Prorocentrum cordatum is the source of this 555-nucleotide messenger RNA. NCBI's taxonomy places the organism in Eukaryota, Dinophyceae, Prorocentrales, Prorocentraceae. The record is from the annotation of a GenBank genome assembly.
AUGGCCCGCUCCGCCUCCCUGCUGCUUGCCUGCGGCGUCGCGGUCUGCACCGCCCUGCUGGUGGGCUCCAUCGCGCUGUCCUUCGUCGGCGCCUCCCCGGCCCCAGCGGGGCUCCGGGCGGGCCAGCGCUUCCCCUCGGUGGAAAUGCGCUUCUUCGGCGGGGAGCCGGUGACGACCACCCCUCCGCCGCCCGCGGGCUUCAGCCUGGGGGGCGUGAGCGAGAGCACCUACGUGAUCUCCAUGACCAUUCUCUUCUUCGGGUCGGACGAUGACGAGAUCGGCAUGGACACGCUUGUGGGCGAGUAUGCGGAGAAGGGCGUCAAUCACAACAGGAUGAAAGUUUACCAGAAGACGGAUCAGAUAGAGGGCCACGAGAACAUGUCGGUCUUCCUCUAUUACUGGGACUCCCGCGACGGGGACCACCUCGCGGGCUGGUGGUUCGGAGACCAGGUCGGCGGCACCCAGGUGUGGGCGCGGUCGCAGUCGGAGACUCCCUGGCGCCGCCGCUGCAGGGGUGGCGCAUCCCCUGGGACGGCCCCAUCACGGACCACGUGA